UUUCUUGCCUGGUCUGGCUUAGAAUCAUGAUUCUCAGAUCUCAGCCUCCUGAGUAGCUAAGAUUUCAGGUGUGAUUCACUAGUGCCCAGCAGAUGUUGCUUUCUAUGAAGCAUUUAGAAGAGGGAAGCUUUCUUCGGUGACCUCUUUCAAAUGCCAGCUAACCAAAAGUCUUGUACUCCUGAUUUGUCCUUUGAGAUGGUGCUGUUGGUGAUGUUAAGAGGUGGAAGGCUGUCUGCUCUUUGGCAUAUAGAAGGGACACCAAGAGAACUUGACUAAGGGUAACCCAGGGAUGGAGGUCGGGGCAUACAGAGGUGUCUUCUGUUUUGCUUCCUGCUUUGGAGGCUUUGGGGUGAUGGCUUUAGUGUUGGUCAUGUUUCCUGAGCAGCUGGUUUUGUGGCCACCUGCGGUAAGUGCUGGAUAGUCUUCACACUGGUUCCCUAUGGAGAACAAAUGUUGAUGAUGUUUAAGUGCAAAGGGCCCCUUGGGGUGCCCUGUGGGUAUGACGGAGCUUAAUCUUGGUGGGGGAAUAAUAUCUUUGGAGGACAGUACUUUCAUGUUCAGCUACUCAUGACUUGGGCUCAGCCAGGAGACCUGACAAAGCUGGUGUGGUGGAGUCUACCAAGUUCAAGGCACCUCCUUCCAGAAAACCUGGGAUCCCGGACUGUAGAGCAUGUCAUGGUUUAGUGGCCUCUUGGUCCCCAAAGUGGAUGAACGGAAAACAGCUUGGGGUGAACGCAAUGGGCAGAAGCGCCCACGUCAUGGGACUCGAGCCAGUGGCUUCUGUACACCCCGCUACAUGAGCUGCCUCCAGGAUGCAGAACCACCCAGCCCCACUCCUGCAGCUCCUGCACGGUGCCCCUGGCAGGAUGAGGCGUUCAUUCGGAGGGCUGGCCCAGGCAGGGGCAUGGAGCUGGGGUUGCGGGCCGUGGCCCUGGGCUUUGAAGAUACUGAGAUGACCACAACAGCAGGUGGGGCAGCUGAGGUGGCACCUGAUGGGGCAUCCAGGAGUGGACGAUCCUGUUGGCGCCGUCUCGUGCAGGUUUUCCAGUCAAAGCAAUUCCGCUCAGCCAAGCUGGAACGCCUAUACCAACGCUAUUUCUUCCAAAUGAACCAAAGUAGCCUAACGCUGCUGAUGGCAGUGCUGGUGCUGCUCACGGCCGUGUUGCUGGCCUUCCAUGCGGCGCCCGCCUCUCCUCAUCCCGCCUAUGUGGUCCUGCUGAUCUGUGCUGCCAUCCUCUUCGUGGCGCUCAUGGUGGUGUGUAACCGACAUAGCUUCCGCCAGGACUCCAUGUGGGUGGUAAGCUACGUGGUGCUGGGCAUUCUGGCAGCUCUGCAGGUCGGGGGUGCCCUGGCAGCCAACCCACACAGCCCCUCGGCAGGCCUCUGGGUCCCUGUGUUCUUCGUCUACAUCACCUACACGCUCCUGCCCAUCCGCAUGCGGGCUGCCGUGCUCAGUGGCCUGGGCCUCUCCAUCCUGCAUUUGAUCUUGGCCUGGCAACUCAACCGUGGAGAUGCCUUCCUCUGGAAGCAGCUUGGUGCUAAUGUGGUGCUCUUCUUCUGCACCAACGUCAUUGGCAUCUGCACGCAUUACCCGGCUGAAGUGUCUCAGCGCCAAGCCUUUCAGGAGACCCGCGGUUACAUCCAGGCUCGACUGCACCUGCAGCAUGAGAAUCGGCAGCAGGUGUGGGUUGCUUCCCCUGACCAGGGUGCCCCGCCCCUCCAAUCUCACUCCCAAGAGCGGCUGCUGCUGUCAGUGUUGCCCCAGCAUGUUGCCAUGGAAAUGAAAGAAGAUAUCAACACAAAAAAAGAAGACAUGAUGUUCCACAAGAUCUACAUCCAGAAGCACGACAAUGUCAGCAUCCUAUUUGCAGACAUUGAGGGCUUCACCAGCCUGGCCUCCCAGUGCACUGCGCAGGAACUGGUCAUGACCUUGAACGAGCUCUUUGCCCGGUUUGACAAGCUAGCAGCGGAAAAUCACUGUCUGAGGAUCAAGAUCUUAGGUGACUGUUACUACUGUGUGUCAGGGCUACCAGAGGCCCGGACAGACCAUGCCCACUGCUGUGUGGAGAUGGGGGUGGAUAUGAUCGAGGCCAUCUCAUUAGUGCGUGAGGUGACAGGCGUGAAUGUCAACAUGCGCGUGGGCAUCCACAGUGGACGGGUGCACUGCGGGGUCCUUGGUCUGCGGAAAUGGCAAUUCGAUGUGUGGUCCAACGAUGUGACCCUGGCCAACCACAUGGAGGCAGGGGGUCGGGCUGGCCGCAUCCACAUUACUCGGGCCACGCUGCAGUAUCUGAAUGGAGACUAUGAGGUGGAACCAGGCCGUGGCGGUGAGCGCAAUGCAUAUCUCAAGGAGCAACGCAUUGAGACCUUCCUCAUCCUGGGUGCCAGCCAGAAACGGAAAGAGGAAAAGGCCAUGCUGGCCAAGCUGCAGAGGACACGGGCCAAUUCCAUGGAAGGCCUGAUGCCACGCUGGGUGCCUGAUCGGGCCUUCUCCCGGACCAAGGACUCCAAGGCAUUCCGCCAGAUGGGCAUUGAUGAUUCCAGCAAAGACAACCGAGGUGCCCAAGAUGCCCUGAACCCUGAGGAUGAGGUGGACGAGUUCCUGGGCCGUGCCAUCGAUGCCCGCAGCAUUGAUCAGCUGCGGAAAGACCAUGUACGCCGGUUCCUGCUCACCUUCCAGAGAGAGGAUCUUGAGAAGAAGUACUCACGGAAGGUGGAUCCCCGCUUUGGAGCCUACGUUGCCUGUGCCCUGUUGGUCUUCUGCUUCAUCUGCUUCAUCCAGCUCCUCAUCUUCCCACACUCCACCCUGAUGCUUGGGGUCUACAUCAGCAUCUUCCUAAUGUUGCUGGUCACCGUGCUGAUCUGCGCUGUAUACUCCUGUGGUUCUCUGUUCCCCAAGGUCCUGCAGCGUCUAUCUCGGAGCAUUGUUCGCUCCCGGGCACACAGCACGGCAGUUGGCAUCUUCUCAGUCCUGCUUGUGUUCAUCUCUGCCAUCGCCAACAUGUUCACCUGUAACCACACCUCCUUACAGACCUGCGCAGCCCAGAUGUUGAAUUUAACUCCCACUGACAUCACCGCCUGCCACCUGCAACAGCUCAAUUACUCUCUGGGCCUGGAUGCUCCCCUGUGUGAGGGCACCGCACCCACCUGCAGCUUCCCUGAGUACUUCAUCGGGAACAUGCUGCUGAGUCUCUUGGCCAGCUCUGUCUUCCUGCACAUCAGCAGCAUUGGCAAGCUGGCCAUGACCAUUGUCUUGGGACUCAUCUAUUUGGUGCUGCUUCUGCUGGGCCCUGCAGCCACCAUCUUUGACAACUAUGACCUCCUGCUUGGUGUCCAUGGCUUGGCUUCUUCCAAUGAGACCUUUAGUGAGCUGGAAUGCCCAGCUUCAGGGAGGGUGGCCCUCAAAUACAUGACCCCUGUGAUUCUGCUGGUGUUUGUGCUGGCCCUAUACCUACAUGCCCAGCAGGUGGAGUCAACAGCUCGCCUGGACUUCCUCUGGAAACUGCAGGCAACAGGGGAGAAGGAAGAGAUGGAGGAGCUCCAGGCUUACAACCGGCGGCUUCUGCAUAACAUUCUGCCCAAGGAUGUGGCUGCCCACUUCCUGGCCCGGGAGCGCCGGAAUGAUGAGCUCUACUAUCAGUCGUGUGAAUGUGUGGCUGUUAUGUUUGCCUCCAUUGCCAACUUCUCUGAGUUCUAUGUGGAGUUGGAGGCAAACAAUGAGGGUGUCGAAUGCCUGCGGCUGCUCAAUGAAAUCAUCGCUGACUUUGAUGAGAUCAUCAGUGAGGAGCGGUUCCGGCAGCUGGAGAAGAUCAAGACCAUUGGUAGCACAUACAUGGCUGCGUCUGGGUUGAAUGCCAGCACCUAUGACCAGGUGGGCCGCUCCCACAUAACUGCCCUGGCCGACUACGCCAUGCGGCUCAUGGAGCAGAUGAAGCACAUCAAUGAACACUCCUUCAAUAAUUUCCAGAUGAAGAUUGGACUGAACAUGGGCCCAGUUGUGGCAGGCGUCAUUGGGGCUCGGAAACCACAGUAUGACAUCUGGGGGAACACAGUGAAUGUCUCUAGUCGUAUGGACAGCACAGGGGUUCCUGAUCGGAUACAGGUGACCACGGAUCUGUACCAGGUUCUAGCUGCCAAGGGCUACCAACUGGAGUGUCGAGGGGUGGUCAAGGUAAAGGGCAAGGGAGAGAUGACCACCUACUUCCUCAACGGAGGCCCUAGCAGUUAGCAGGGCCCAGCUCCACAUCCGGCGAAAGGGACCAAGGUGGACAUUGAGUGAACUCAGCUUGCUUGGGCAUGCUGUAGCAAGUGGCACUGAGCCUCCAGAUCUUGCUGCCGAAAAAAAGGGAACACCCUAGCAGACUGCUUGGACCAUGCUCGUCUGCCCUCCAACUGGCAAAGGAGGAUUAUCCAAGAAGUGAUUAUCCAAGCAACUUUCUUCUUUUAAUUGGGACAGGUCUGUUCUCUCUCUACAUUCUUCCAGCUUUUGGGAGCAGUCGAGGGAACAGCAGCAGAAGUGGGGGUAGCCCUACUUCCUGCCGGAGGGAUUUAAAGGGCAACUUGCCAUGCCUGUUUCCCUAUCUGGGCAAUGGGCUCGGGGCUUGGUCCUUCCUUUCCUUUUUUUUUUUGUUUUUUUUCCCUGCAAAUAUUUUGUACAGAGACUGGGGCAGGCAUGAGGAGUGCCUAUGCCAUGCUUGCCUUUGCUAUGCCUAUGUCCCCAGCACUGGUUUUGGGUACCAGUAGCCUCAGCUAGGUUUGUUUUUUUCCCCCUAGCUGCAGAGCAGAGGAAGGGACCCAGCUCUGUCCACAUUUCAGGGGAAUAUUUCCAUUUGCCAAAUCCUAGUCCCAUGAUCUGUCCCCAAAGGGGAACAAAGGGACCUCUGACAGCUCAGAGUUAAGCCUCGAUUCCUUUGAGCUCCGGGGAAAGGGGUGUCUGGGCCUCACUGGUACUGUGAAAAUGCCCAGCCAGAGAGCAAACCUGUGUGUGUGUAUGUCAGAAGAUCAGGAGCUGGACGUUCACUUACAGGUGCCAAAGAGUGCAGGAGGCCAGUGAGGGGCCAGGGUUAGCUCCUUCGGUGGCUCCUCCAGCUGUCUGCGGGCGGGGGGGGGGGGGGGGGGGGAGCGGGGAUGGAACAUCUCUACCCCUUCUGUGGCCAAAUAGAAAAGGGUCAGGGCACACCCAGGAAGAUGGCCCUGAUCCCAAACCUGGUCCCCCCACCUCCAAGACUGGCACUGGGGAGGGCCUGUGUGUUUGUGUAGCUGUGUGGGCAUGUUGCUCUUUGUGUGUGUGUCUGUUCUCCAGGUCUCUGUGUGUCCUUGUGCUCCUGCUCCUCAGCUGUCUGCCUGGACUGCCUCUCUACUUUGGGGCUUCUGUCUUCUGGGAUGAAGGCAGGGUUUCAUGUUUCAAGAGAUGGAGAGAGAUAGCCAGGUAUCACGGAGGAGAAUGGGGGGUGUGAGAGAAAAAGAAGGUGGGGCCUGGGGAGAGGAGUUCCUUUUUUUUGUGCCAAAUCCCUAAGUGCCAUUUGGGGGCCAUGUGUGCAGUAUGACUGUCUCCCGCCUGGGGCAGGGACCCAAGCAAAUGCCUGUUUGAGCUCCAGUGUGUCAUGCACUUGAACUGUAUGGAGUUUGGUGGGCAAAGGCCCAGAAAUUUCCUGGGUUUGCCAGCUUUUAUCCUGGGAUGUAGUAUGCAUUGUGACUGGGGUAGCAUGGGCUCCCUCUGAGGACCCAGAUACUGGUACUAGGGUGUGGGAUCAGGGAAACCUUAAACUUCAGCCACAGUCUAGCCCAGCUAGACUGGUCUCAGCUCCCAAUCCCUGUGAAGCGUACAAGCGCUGGUAGACAGGUUAGGAAGUUGGACUCGAUUCCCUUCCUGCCCUUGCCUUCUUUUUACCCCUUUCCCUACACCCUCCUUGACUCUGGCCUGAAGUAACUGGUGCCUUGGUUUCUUUUUCUGUACCUAUUUAAGCCAGAGGCAUUAGCCUGAAUUUUGCUUGAAGUUGACUAGAAAGGCAGAGGAGAAACAGGUUGGGAGAAAGAAGGAAGGAAGGAAGGAAGGAAGGAGGGAGACAGGAAGUUUUCUUGCCUAUCCUUAUGCUCCUUCUGACACCAACUCCCCGAAAGAGGCCUGGUUUCUGGCUUGGUACUGCCUGUUUUGGAGAUUUUUAUAAAUCAACAAAUGGGCCACCAGGCAACUCAUUUGCCAAAUCAGAGAAGGGAAGGG
Messenger RNA from Perognathus longimembris pacificus (Pacific pocket mouse), 6220 nucleotides. RefSeq names its product adenylate cyclase 6 (gene Adcy6). Lineage: Eukaryota; Metazoa; Chordata; Mammalia; Rodentia; Heteromyidae. Gene Ontology annotation, biological process: intracellular signal transduction; adenylate cyclase-inhibiting G protein-coupled receptor signaling pathway; adenylate cyclase-activating G protein-coupled receptor signaling pathway. The transcript is spliced from 22 exons. Gene Ontology annotation, molecular function: adenylate cyclase activity. Gene Ontology annotation, cellular component: plasma membrane. The record is from RefSeq and is a predicted model, not a curated record. The coding region runs from base 671 to 4228 and encodes 1185 amino acids.